AUGAAGAACUCAAUUUUAAUAUUCGCUUCAAUAACAACUUUGGCGAUCGGAGAAAAUUUGUUGCCGGAAGAUUUCACGAAAUGUCGGCAAAAGGACGCCAAGUUGAACGACUGCCUCAAGAGCGCGGUGCCUGAUGCCCUCAGACGAAUGAAAAAAGGCAUACCGGAAUUAUCCGUCCCACCCCUGGAGCCGUUACUGGUGUCCGGUAUGAACAUCGAGUCCGGCGCGGGUCCGGUCGUUAUCAACCAAAUUUACCGGAACAUUCAGUUGCACGGCCUUACAGAUUCUAUCCUAACCUUAUACAAGGCGGAUUUGAAACAUCACCGCCUACGAACAGAUUCGUUGACGCCUAAGAUGGAGUUCAUCGCCGACUACGUGAUGAAAGGAAGAAUUCUCGUCCUACCUAUCCAGGGCAAGGGGAUUGCUAAUAUAACUAUGGUGAAUUUGGUUGUGAAACAUGAAUUAAUCGGCGAACCAGUUACUAAAGACGGAGAAACUUACAUGCACAUGCGAGACUACAAAGUCAAAUUCAUACCACAAAGAGUUAUUUUGCACUUCUCCAAUUUGUUCAACGGUGAUAAGGCCCUAGGAGAUCAAAUGAACAGGUUCCUCAAUGAAAAUUCAGACCUCGUGUUUAACGAGUUGAAGGAAUCUUACGAAAAGAGUCUCAGUUCAGUAUUCCAAGACGUUACAAACAAAAUAUUCGAUAAAGUUCCAAUGAACAAAAUCUUCCCAGAAGAUUAA
Molecule: messenger RNA, 744 nt
Organism: Parnassius mnemosyne (clouded apollo)
Lineage: Eukaryota; Metazoa; Arthropoda; Insecta; Lepidoptera; Papilionidae
Source: the annotation of a GenBank genome assembly